AUGAGCCGACACUACUUCAACCCGCCUGGUCACGACACCACUUUCUCUACACCGCUGCAAGCCAUGUACUGGAACGGAGUCUACUAUCCUAACUGGCGCAUCUAUCGCGACCAGCCACCCGUGUCGCUGAACUACGAUGUCAUCUCGCACGUUUUCUAUGCGUUUGCCUGGGUGAAAGAUGAUGGAACUGUCUACCUGAGCGAUGAAUGGGCGGAUGCUCAAAUCGAGGUUCCAGGCACUGACGACAUUCCUGCCACGAAGGGCUGCCUGAACUCCUUUGCUCUAUUAAAGCGAAAAUACACUAGACUACGGGUUGUAUUGUCUGUCGGUGGAGGCGGGAAAGGCAGCGAGCCUUUUGCUGGUGUAGCUCGAGACCCUGCAUGCCGUGAGCGUUUCGCUCAGUCGUCGCUGGCACUGGUACAGCAGUUCGGAAUCGAUGGAAUCGAUAUCGACUGGGAGCACCCUUCAGAUGCCAGUCAAGGUCAGGAUUACAUCGCUCUUCUGGCUAUACUUCGCCAGUACUUGCCAGCCCCUCAGUACACUCUCUCUUCGGCACUUCCAGCGGGCGAAUGGGCCCUUCAACACAUCAACCUGGGACAUGCUUCGCACUAUCUGGACAUGAUCAACCUUAUGGCUUACGACUACUCUGGACCGUGGGUCAGCAAGUGCGGACAUCAGGCUCAACUAUUCACACCACACAUCCCGCACAGUCCCGAGGCCGCAAUAUCCUGCCAUUCAGCUGUCUCGUAUAUGAUGCAGCAAGGUGUCCCAAGACACAAGAUUGUCAUGGGUGUGCCAGCAUAUGGCCGCAGUUUCACCGGAACCCGUGGUAUUGGCCACUCGUUCUCUGGGCAGGCAGGAGAGGAGGGCACAUUCGAGUACCGAGAUCUACCACGUCCGGGUGCGGAAGAGCACGUAGACGAGCAGCUGGGCGCGGCCUACUGCAUUGGUGGUGACGGAGGCCUGGUCACAUACGAUACCCCGCACACAGUCAGAAUGAAGGCCAACUACGUGCGUCAAAACGGACUAGGUGGACUCUUCUAUUGGACCGGCACAGGGGAUGCAAGCUCGCUCACACAGAAAGACCGCAGUUUAGUGUACAACGGGUUUCUGGGUCUCUUCCCGCAAUAG
Molecule: messenger RNA, 1131 nt
Organism: Alternaria novae-zelandiae
Lineage: Eukaryota; Fungi; Ascomycota; Dothideomycetes; Pleosporales; Pleosporaceae
Exons: 4
Coding region: 1-1131 (376 amino acids)
Biological process (GO): carbohydrate metabolic process; chitin catabolic process
Cellular component (GO): extracellular region
Molecular function (GO): chitin binding; chitinase activity
Source: RefSeq, a predicted model, not a curated record